Molecule: messenger RNA, 3024 nt
Organism: Penicillium nucicola
Lineage: Eukaryota; Fungi; Ascomycota; Eurotiomycetes; Eurotiales; Aspergillaceae
Product: ATP-binding protein
Exons: 5
Coding region: 1-3024 (1007 amino acids)
Molecular function (GO): ATP hydrolysis activity; ATP binding
Source: RefSeq, a predicted model, not a curated record
AUGCAUAGUUCCUCCGUGUCAACGGGUGAGACCCAGUCACCACUUCAGGAUGCGAGUCUCCUAUUAGACACCACCGGCCCUAAGGGCAGGGAUGGUGUGAACGAGAAGCAGCUUUUGAGCCAGGCAAAACCAGAGUCCGGUGCCAGCAUUCUUGGUGGAGAUGGAAGUGCUGUGAAGAAUGAAACUGAAAAGCCGUCAAGUCUCGUAAAGAGUAAUGAACCUCUUCAGGAAACAGCCGGUGCGACGACUAAUCAGGAGCCUGAGCCCUUACAAGAAAUCAAAAUCACAAGAGUGCCUCCAGAAAUGUGGCGAAAGGUUAAAAAGGAGCGCAAAGUCGAUACUACAAAGAGUGUUCUUCUAGUUUCGUCCAAAGGGAGCAGUAGUCUUCUACUGCAAAAAACCAGACAAAAACACACAGAGUCAAAAUCCAAAAGUGAGGUCUCCGAGGAAAAGUCUGAUGCACCAAAUCAUAUCUAUGCGCCUUAUCGUUUGGCCGUCAAUUCCACAUAUCUCCUGAGUGUGUUGGAGAAAUACACUGGAAUUCUUUUUACAGAGGAGCAGAACGUCCUGGUGAGGCCUUUCAAGUACCUUGUGGAGAUUGAACAAGAUAUUCGGGAGGCUUUUCACACUUCCAGAGUAGCAUGCGAGCAGGCGAGUAAUGAGCUAGCUCAGUCUGUACAAGAAGCCGAAACUCGCGGAGCGCAGGCGGAAGAAAGAGUGGAAACACAAACUGAGGGAAAGGGCCCGGAAAAGUUCAAGGAAGCUGUUAUCCGUAUGACACGCGAGCGAGAUGAACUUGGUUGUCUCGUUGAAUUUAUGGAUGUCGACAUGAGAGACAUAUUCAGCGUCAGACGACAAAUUCAAACACAAUCAGUGGACAAAAUAGCGUUCGAACACCUGUGGCAAUUUUUCAAACCCGGUGAUUUGGUUUACAGCUGCCCCGAGAAUGAUGAGAUCCGACGACAAGCGUAUCGAAUUCUUCAUGUCACUGGUGGGAGAGUGUGCUUUGAUACCACGCGGAGAUCCUCAUUCGAUCCGAUCAAUGAUAGACAAUGGGAAUCCGACUCUGAAAACGAUGAGAAAUGCUGCGACGCUGUGAGAUGCUCCGGGACCGAGACAACAAGCUUCAUCAUCGAUUGUUUUUAUCUUGAUUCUGAUGGGACUGCUCUAGCCCCUAGAGGUAAAAGAUUUGUGGUGACGCCGUAUAGCGCGGAAAGGCUGGUUAGCUUGCUCCCCCUACAACACCUCUUCCUUGAUCCAAAACAUCAACAAAUUAAGAAUGAUCUGAUCAAAAGAGGUGCUCGCUUUCUUCAACUAGCACCACGGACACAUUUGUUGUACCACGGGACAACCCUCAACGAAUCUAAUAAAGUUCAAAGCAGCUACAAUAAUUUUGAGAUUCAAGCAGCAGAGGUUCAUGGCGAGGUUAUCAUCGACCAAGGGUCGGGAGUGCAGCACUUUCGCGAGCAGUUCUAUAAGUGGAGCCUGAAAACCAGUGGGCGUAUUGUUCAAACCCCCACAAAGACCGACAAGAGAGAGAUUCUCGAUUAUUUCCCUAAAAAGAGUGAUGGAGAUUGGGUAACGGAUGUCUUCGAUGAUUCUAUCUUUGAAGAGAAUAGGCGACAAGAGUUCAUGGGGACUACAGAACUGGGAAUCAGACGCAUCAUCAACAAUAUUUCGAUAUCGGAUGAUGAGCGAAUACUUCUUCCACCUCGUCUGUAUGGAUAUUCUUUGCUGGACCACCGGUGGGCCUCAUUUUACAUCAAUAUUCUUAAAGAAAUCUCCAUGGAACGAGCACAAGAAGGCUGGUCCAAGUUGGAGGACUUGGUUUUACCUGAUCAACACAAGACCAUUCUCAUGGCAUUGAUUACAAAUCAAGUUCGUUUGCCAUCUUAUACAACCUCCAAUGACUCGGAACCGACCCGUGAUCAAUUCUCAAUGGAUGUUGUUUCUGCCAAAGGCAAAGGCUUGAUCAUUCUACUUCAUGGCGCACCCGGUGUCGGCAAAACAUCCACAGCAGAAUGUAUCGCCGCAAAAUUGAAGCGACCUUUGUUGCCAAUAACUUGCGGAGAUAUCGGCACUAGCGCUCAAGAGGCUGAGAGAAAUCUUGAUUCAUUUUGCACUCUAGCCCAUCGGUGGAGGUGCGUACUGUUGUUGGACGAAGCCGACGUUUUCUUGGCAAAACGCGAGCGUGGUGAUAUCAAAAGAAACAGCCUGGUUUCCGUUUUUCUUCGAGUGUUGGAGUACUUUUCCGGAGUCAUCAUAUUGACAACCAAUCGAGUUGGCGAGUUUGAUGAAGCCUUCCGAUCGCGAAUUCAUAUUUGUCUCUAUUAUCCAAAGCUGGAACAAGAUCAAACCAAAGAAAUUUGGGAUAUGAACAUCCAGCGAAUCAAGAAAAGUAACUUGGAAAUCGAUAUUGACGAAAGGAAGAUCAAAAGAUAUGUCGAUGAACACUGGAAAAAGAACGCGAAGCGACCCACUCGACGCUGGAACGGCAGACAAAUAAAAAAUGCAUUCCAAACAGCCAUCGCGCUCGCCAAUUGGGACUUCUUUGAGGAAGGCAAUACCUCUGGGCUGGAACGACCGCGCAUUACGGUAGACCACUUCCGACAUGUGGCCAAGAUAACUGCACAUUUUGAUGAUUAUAUCAGUGAUAUCCACGGAGCACCCGAAGAAGAUGCUUAUGGUACUCUCGCAGAGAGAGAUGGGCUUCGCAAGGACGCUCGUCCAACUUCGAACUACCGCAAUCAAGGAAAUAUGCAUAGGCGUCGAGAGGCAGAACCAAGAGCUUUCCGACGCGACGCCUCCUAUGAUAGUUCUGUUAACCAGGAUGAGGAUUAUAGUCAGGAUGACAGCGGACCUGAGGCCAUGAGAGAUGGGGAUUUUGAUGCUGGGUAUGAUUCUGAUGAAAUCAAACAAUUGGAGCUUCAAGUGAAGCUUGCAAAACUGAAGAAGGGGCGCAGGAAUAAAACAACGACACCAUGGCAACGGGGUAGAGACGAAGAAGACAGAAUUUCGAGGUAG